AUCGAUGUCCGAAAUAUAAACUAUCGAAGCACCGCCGAGUUGAACAGACGCCGCAGUUCGGGUUCAGUCAUCGGCGUCCCCGCUGAAUCGAUCGGUGUUGCCGCUUAUAAUCUCAACUACUAAAAUUUGACGAAGUAGAGAGAGAAGGGGACGACGACAAUCCGAGGAGCAGAUUGAACAAAAGAAUAACUCGGAGGAUGCUAGCGAGAAGAUUUAGUUCCUUAUUCAAGCGUUCUCCAACUGGCAGUUCGACAAAAUCUUUAGAUGAAGGAAAUGAUAGUUCUUUUGGUCGUAAAGCAGUGUCUUUUGUCUUGAUUACCAUCACCGGCGGUGUUGCUUUGAGUGCUCUUGAUGAUCUUGCCAUUUAUCAUGGCUGUAGCAGCAAAGCCAUGGAGAAAGCAAGUAAGAAUCAGGCCAUAAUAGAAGCUAUUGGGGAGCCGAUUAAGAAGGGACCAUGGUACGGUGCAUCUCUUGCAGUUGCUCACAAGAGGCAUUCUGUGUCUUGCUCAUUUCCAGUAUCGGGACCACAAGGGAAUGGAAUCUUCCAGUUGAAGGCAGUUCGUAGUGGAGAUAGCAAUUGGUAUUCAUUUUUCCGACCUCGAGACUGGGAAAUCCUAAUCAUGGAAGCUCUCCUCCAUGUUCCUGCAAAUGAGGGGAAUCAGCAAGCAUUACGGAUUAAUGUCUCGGACAGCAUUCCUCCUCCAGUGCGCGCGGAAUGCACGGAUUGCAGGCCUCAAGAAUAAGCCGAUACAGAUAAGAAAUGAAAAUUUUGUGGAUUUUUUAAUAUUUUACUUUAGAGUAGCGUAUGUUCUUAAAUUUUAGUAUGAACUUUGAAUAAAAUUCCAUAUCUGAUGUAUUCAUCAGAAUAAUUUUCUGAAA
Molecule: messenger RNA, 879 nt
Organism: Carica papaya (papaya)
Lineage: Eukaryota; Viridiplantae; Streptophyta; Magnoliopsida; Brassicales; Caricaceae
Product: cytochrome oxidase complex assembly protein
Source: RefSeq, a predicted model, not a curated record